This is a messenger RNA of Micropterus salmoides (largemouth bass), 4049 nucleotides long. RefSeq names its product protein phosphatase 6, regulatory subunit 3 (gene ppp6r3). The transcript has 26 exons. Gene Ontology annotation, cellular component: cytosol; nucleus. The record is from RefSeq and is a predicted model, not a curated record. Gene Ontology annotation, molecular function: protein phosphatase regulator activity; protein phosphatase binding. Bases 577 to 3408 code for a protein of 943 amino acids. NCBI's taxonomy places the organism in Eukaryota, Metazoa, Chordata, Actinopteri, Centrarchiformes, Centrarchidae.
AAGUUGACGGAACCGCCAUCUUGAAAAGUGCCCUCGGAUGAUCUACCUUUUCGCGCCUAUCAGAAUCGGUUUUAAACGCUUUAUUUUCCUUACCGGAAUUUCGUGUUAUCUCGAUGUUCGUUUUGUUAAGGCCGGAGGCUAAUGGCAAGAUAAGCUACCUGCUGGAGAGUCGCCGUUUACCGUUUUCUGUCGGAACAAUCGACUUCAAACGUGGCGGGUGUGUUGCUGCAGACCCAAGUGCAGUGUCGCGUUUGGUGCAAUUUGAAGCGCAACAUGUUCAGAAUUAAUAAAUGUGAUAGAAAACAGCUCUGAGUGGAUCUCUGCAGGGAGCGCUCACUGGGGCACAGCGAAACUGCUCAUGCAGGCAAGGCUUAUGCUGCUCUGCAACAGCGAGACCGAGGUGUUUGCUGUUGAACUACUGUAUGUGUGCUGUUUAUCAGUCCGUCCAUCACCGCUGUCUGCCUGCCUGUCUGUUCUUCCGGCUAGCCUGGAAUGGGCCACAACUCCCAAAGACUAGAACACACUUCUUCAUAACCUGAGCUCUGCCGUCUGCACAACAUACUCACAGAAGUCACCAUGUUUUGGAAGUUUGACCUCCACACCACAUCCCACAUUGACACGCUAUUAGAGAAGGAGGAUGUGACGCUGACCGAGGUGAUGGAUGAGGACGAUGUCCUGCAGGAGUGCAAGGCCCAGAACCAUAAACUGGUUGACUUCCUGCUGAGACCACAGUGCAUGGAGGACCUGGUCACCUUCAUCACACAGGAACCCAAUACUGAUGUUGAGGAGAAGGUUAAAUACAAGUAUCCCAAUAUAUCAUGUGAACUGCUUACAUCAGAUGUCAGCCAGAUCAAUGACAGGCUAGGGGAAGAUGAAAAACUGCUGAUGAAACUGUACGGCUUCCUUCAGAAUGAGCCACCUCUCAACCCGCUCCUGGCCAGUUUCUUCUCCAAGGUCUUGUCCAUUCUUAUAGGACGCAAGCCUGAACAGAUAGUGGAUUUUCUGCGGAAGCAGGAGGACUUUGUAGACUUGAUGAUCAAACACAUCGGGACAUCUGCCAUCAUGGAUCUGCUGCUCAGAAUGCUCACCUGCAUUGAACCACAACAGCUACGACAGGAUGUUCUCAGCUGGCUGAAUGAGGAGAAAGUGAUUCAGAGACUGGUGGACAUGGUACAACCUUCUCAAGAUGAGGAUAGACACUCCAAUGCCUCCCAGUCACUGUGUGAGAUCAUCCGACUGAGCAGAGACCAGAUGUUCCAGGUCCAGGGCUGCUCGGAGCCUGACCCACUUCUGGCCACACUUGAAAAACAGGAAACGGUGGAGCAGCUGCUGUCAAAUAUCUUUGACAAGGAGAAGAAUGAAUCUGCAAUUGUCAGUGUUAUCCAGAUCCUCCUCACGUUGUUUGAGACAAGGAGACCAGCGUUUGAGGGUCAUAUGGAGUGCCCCCCUGGGAUGUCCCAUCCUUCAUUCUCCGUCAACCACAGCAUACUGGAGGCUGUGAGACCCCGACUCAAAGAUUUUCACCAGCUGCUACUGGAACCCCCAAAGAGGAAUGUGAUGAAGACAACGUGGGGGGUCCUGGACCCUCCUGUGGGCAACACCAGGCUCAAUGUGGUCAGACUUGUGGCCAGUCUGUUGCAGAGCAACACACACAGCAUAAACACAGAGCUCAUUAACCUCAACACACUGGGAGUCAUACUAGAUAUGUAUUUCAAAUACAUCUGGAACAACUUCCUCCACAUUCAGGUGGAGAUCUGCACAGCCAUGAUUCUGGCUAUGCCCCCUGCCCCUUCUGAGACCCAGCCAGACACAGAGCAAGAACAUGCAAGGGAGAGCAUUCUCAUCAAAAAUCUGUUUCAAAAGUGCCAGUUUAUACAGAGAAUCGUAGAUGCCUGGAGCUCCAAUGAGAAAGAACAGGCAGAAGGUGGUCGGCGACGAGGCUACAUGGGUCACCUCACCAGAAUAGCCAACUCUAUAGUUCAUAACUGUGACAAAGGCCCGAAUGGACCACAGAUACAACAGCUCAUUUCUGAGCUUCCCUCAGAGGACCGAGAGAAAUGGGAGGCCUUUAUUUCUGGGCAGCUGGCUGACACAAACAAGAGAAACACUGUUGACCUGGUGAAUACACACCACAUCCAUUCUUCCAGUGAUGAUGAGGUGGACUUUAAAGACAGUGGCUUUCACCAGGACUCUUCUCUACAGCAAGCCUUUUCUGAUUAUCAGAUGCAACAAAUGACGUCCAAUUUUAUUGAGCAGUUCGGCUUCAAUGACGAAGAGUUUGCUGAUCAGGACGAUGUUGUGGAUAUUCCAUUUGAUAGAAUAUCAGACAUCAAUUUUUCACUGAAUACAAAUGAAAGUGCGAAUAUAGCUUUGUUUGAGGCACGAUGUAAGGAGAAAAUUCAGCAGUUUGAAGAUGCUGGUUCAGAUGAGGAGGAUAUCUGGGAUGAGAAAGAUGUCACCUUCGCUCCAGAGGCACAGAGACGCACCAGGAGCUCAGGGAGCACAGACAGUGAAGAAAGCACAGACUCGGAGGAGGAGGAUGUGAAGCGGGAUCCAUUUGAAGCUUCCAACCCCACCACCGAUGACAGAAUGGAAGUCGACGCAGGUUGGUGUACCGAGUACUACAUAUCAACCCAAGGACAGAGCAAUAACAAAUGGACCCAAAGGCCAGUAUGGACGGCCAACUUUGAUGACAUCCCCAUGGACACAGGUACAUCCACAGCUCCGAGCUCCAGUCCCAACAACCCUGCUGCCUCCUCCCCCUUAUCCUCAUCCCCUUCCACAGAAGCUCUCCCCGAAGCAACAUGGAGCUCUUCUUCUGCUGCCACCUCCAACUCCGAAACAGGCUGGGCUGAUUUCUCCAACUUCACCCCUGUCAGCCCUAAAGACCCUCUGAGGUGCAACUCUCCUGUUGCUAUGGAAACCAGCAUAGAGACAAUAGACCCUCUGGGAGUCAAUGCACCCAUGCAGCCUGAAGACUGUGAUGGCUGGUUGGGCACCAGUGUGGCUUCUCUCUCCUCCACCUCACCUAAGGAUUGUGGGAGAUCAAAAGCAGAGGAAGAAAUGGCCUGUUGUGAGCAGCGCAGCAUCACUGAGACAGUCAUCAAUGGCUCCAUGAAAGAAACUGUCAGCCUCACUGUUGACGCCAAGACUGAGACCGCUGUCUUCAAGAGUGAUGAGGAGAAGAGUGCUUCUUCAGAGAAGUUCUCAGUAGUGGAGUGUGUGGAUUCGGAGAGAGCGGGCUUCAACAGCUCAGCGUUAGCCUGCUGUCCCAAAACAGGCAGUGAGAAGUGUCGGUCCACGGUGGAGCUUCUCAACGGCCCUCUAGAGGAAAUGUCAGCCAUAGAGGAGGCCAAACUGGACCAGAGUUCCGUGCCCUCAGAGCCAGCAGUAAAUGGGCCAGCAUGAGGGUUGCCAGUGCCAGCCAAUGGCCAGCCUGUUCUGCCAUGCAGGGCCCUCCUCCUGGCCAGCCAUCGGAGGCUACUGCUCAGAGCUGUACCAAUCACACGCCCCCACCAGGACCAGCAAUACUCCCAUCGGCUUAUCACUGACAGGCAAACAGAAGGGUGUACAGACACACGAUAAACUGAAAAGCAAAAUGAGAGACAUACUCAAAUGGAUACAGAAUAAUUUUUUUUCUGCAUUUGUUUAUAUACUAUUGUUCUUAUGAGGCGAUGUGCAACUGAUAUCUUGCCACUCAAAAUUAAAUAGUGAUGUUGCUAUAGUUAAAGAAAUGAUUGUAUGAAUAAAAUAUUUUAUAAAAGAAACAUGUAUACAGAAACAUAAGAUGAAUUAAGACAGAAACGGGAGUAGCUGAUUGGUGACCCAACCAACCACCAAACUUGUUACUGACUGGAUCUGUCUGACACAAUACAGCAGUUGCUAUAUUUAAAAUUCUCACCCACCAUCGGUCUGUCUCUGAGCGAAGCUGCUCCUAUGAAACGAAACACAUUUUAAAAACCAUACUUAAAGUUUUAUUUUCCUGCAGGUAUUAUUUGUAAAUGUUUUUCUCUUGUAUUCUUCAUCAAGUAAGAUUUAAUAAGCUUUUU